CAUAAUGGCAAACAGACGCGAAGAACACAGCGCAGCAAACAGUCCCAGAGUGAAAAUAUUACUCAGAAUUCCUGCACUCGCACCUUUACUCACAGCCACACCCAUGACGAUUCCGAAUCGGAUGCGGUUACGGAUAAUAAUAUGAAUCCAGGUCCGACGUUUACGCACUCAAGACCCAAUAGGAAGAUCGUAUUAUCGAAGCGUACCAAAAGACUUCCGAAUCAUAAGAAUCGGAUCGUAAGAACAGCCUUCAACGUAAAUCCCGACGAACUAGGCCACUUUCAACUAGUUGAGCUCGAGUCUGAGAAAGAGGAACCACAAGCUAAUCAGACACGAUCGCAUCCAGACUCCGACCCGGACUCGUUGCCGGGCCAAUGGUCGCCCAGUUUGGUUGUGCAACAGGCGGACAUAUCGAUUGAUGGCUUGGGGGUUGCCGAUUGUAUUGAGUACCUGAAUAAUCAGGUAGAAGUGGACGACAGCUUGCUGGCCAGCAUCAACUCGGCAAAGCUUGUGUCGGUUCGCUUAGGUUCAAAUUAUUACAAAGAUCCGAAAUUAAAACUAAAUGAUCGUUGGUCCACCAAGCUUCAAUUACACCACUUCAAUUAACCUAGUUUACAUUUCGUUCUCCUCACAAGAGCUAUGUGAAAAUAUCGAUCCUUACACCUACACACACUUAUAAUAUAAAGGGUGUUUUUCUUUGUUUUUGGGUACCACAGACCUAUUUUUGUCAAACAAAGUGAAAGUAAAAGUGGUCGACGGUGCACAACUAGGAGAUACUCAGCAAUAUUUCAUUUCCAAUAAAUCCGUAAGCUCUCUCCUCUUGUAGUUAUUCUUGUGAUGUAAGUUCAUGCUAGGACUUUUUUAUUUAACAUCCGAUCGACCCAUAACUCAUUUCGAAAGAUCUUUGUGCAAAUUCAUUUCGAACCUUUCGCAAAAUCCAGACCUCCUUGGUGGAAAAUGGGUGGAAACGAUUUGUGCUAUUUCCUACUUUUUCCCAAAAUGGUACGAAAGCUCUUUAUCUUAUUGAAUGAACAAAUGGUUCAAGGAUAUUGGAAGUGAAUACAGAAACUUAAAACGUAUUUUCAAACAUAGAUAUGUGAAAUAUAAUUUGAGACAUGCUGUUCAAGGAAAUGAGGGUAUAUUUCGAUUUGCCACGGUGGAGAAUGUGUGGAAAAGUGAUAUCUUAAAUAGGUAAUAGGCCGUGGAGAAAACGCCAAUUUUAUAAAUGCACAAAAAAUGUUAACCACAAUUUUGGAAAUUGAUAACUUCUGGGUAAAUAUUCUGGGAAAAAUCUGGCAAAAUGAGAGAUAUAUAGCUUAGAAUUUGGGCACAUUUAUUUUGUAAAGGUUCAGUGCCAUUUUUCGACCUGAAAACCCUAUAUAAAGCUCAAUCUUCAAAAAAGUCAUGCAAGAAUCAAUUUUCCAAAGUGUGAAGAUAUCUUCUGGUUGAGUACUUAACAAUCUUUGUUUUUUUUUUCUCAAAUAAAAAAACUAAUCAAUUCCAUAAAUAUUUUGGGACUAACGAAGUGGUAGACAAAAAAGUCUUUGGAAGUUUCACUCAGUUAACUUUCAUUGAAAGCCAAUAUGCUCAGUAUAUGGUAUAUGGUAUAUGGUUUUUGUCUCUUUGAACCAAUAAAAAAAGUCCUUGUAAAUGAUGCAAAUUUCUUUGGUACCUGAUUCGAAAAUUCAGCUUAUUUUGUAAGACAAUUUCUUUGUUAAUCUUUCUCUUACCCUAUACCGUUAAGUAGUAGAAAAUAGUACUGUACAUUUGAUGUGGCAAUAUACUAACUUUUGCGAGCGUAAUAUUUUAGUUUACAGACAUUUUAGACAAGCUCGGACAUGUACACACACACACACACACAUACACUUUAAAACGCAUGUACAUACAUACAUACACACAUACAUUAUUAGAUGCGUUUGAAACCGAGUGAUGGAAACUUUUAAAAUCUCACAAAAAGAAUGUCAAAAAUGUAACUAUGUAAAUCUAGUCAAAUUUAUAAAAUAAACAAGGUACAACUAAAUACAAAUAUAUAAUAAUAAUAAUAAUACACUGAAGUCAUUUAAACUUAAACACACAAAUAACACUAUGUGUAAAUACUGUAAUGCUUUUUACAUUAUCGAAAUUUAACUAUAUAAAUAUGUAUAUGUAUAUACGCGUGUACUAUUAGAAAGGAACAUACAUAUAUAUACACACACACAUGUGCAUAUUGUAUGUACAUAAGUAUGUACGGUUAUUUAGUUUUGCAAAUACCAAAUACCAAAAGAAAAAAAUACCAAUGUUUAAUGUCUUUAUAUUUUCUCACUGAAGAUAGAAUCCAAACAUUUAGAAACAAGUAGCACGAAUGACUUAAUAUAUAAUAUUAUAUUAGUUAUGUGGGUGCAUAUACAUAUAUAUAUAUAUAUAUAUGGUAUAUGCAUACUACUUAUUAUUUAACAGUUAUUGAAGAAAAAUAUGAACACGAAUGCGAAUACUCAUACAGAUGCAGCGCUAAGAUACAUAUAUGCUAGUCAAUUUAGUCUAAACGAGGUGCAAACACAUACAAUGCACAUACAAUGAACACUACAAAUAUUAUAAAUGGAGUACGUACAUUUACGUAGACCCAUUCAAAUACUUACAUACAUAUGUAUAAAUAAGCUGCCUCUCCUACUCUUUCUUUAAGUAUCAUAUCUGAAGUAAUUGUGCAAUAAAUAACAUCUAGCACAUGAAA
Drosophila montana is the source of this 2707-nucleotide messenger RNA. RefSeq lists its product as uncharacterized. The coding region runs from base 142 to 606 and encodes 154 amino acids. The transcript has 2 exons. Lineage: Eukaryota; Metazoa; Arthropoda; Insecta; Diptera; Drosophilidae. The record is from RefSeq and is a predicted model, not a curated record.